Messenger RNA from Zingiber officinale, 2144 nucleotides. RefSeq names its product protein HIGH CHLOROPHYLL FLUORESCENCE PHENOTYPE 173, chloroplastic-like. The record is from RefSeq and is a predicted model, not a curated record. The transcript has 14 exons. NCBI's taxonomy places the organism in Eukaryota, Viridiplantae, Streptophyta, Magnoliopsida, Zingiberales, Zingiberaceae. Bases 82 to 1776 code for a protein of 564 amino acids.
GUAAUCCCAGCCCCCAAUUUAACGGCAUGCCUCUGGAGGUCUCCCCUGCCAAUCUCCUCCGUCAAGCUCGCCAAGGAGUUCAUGGCACUCCGCCAAAUCUACCACCGCCACGACGCCAGCCUCCACUCCUCUUCCUCCAGGUUCGUCGGCGCCCCCAUCCCCCGCCUCUUCAAGCUUCCCCCGGCGCUGCCGCUGCCGCGUCCGCCACGGUGCGAGCUUGGCGGCGGCGGCGAAAGCGAAGAGGAGAGAAGGAAGGAUGCAGACAAGGGGCGGAGGAAGGAGGGAGUGACGCUCGACGACGUCAAUCCGGUGGGGCUCGGCCGCCGGUCGAGGCAGAUCUUCGAUGAGGUAUGGCGCAAGUUCUCGGGGCUUGGCCAGAUCUCCCGAUCCCGCACCGAAGAGGACGAUAGCAUUCUCCUCAUUCGUGGUCCCAUGUGCGAGUUCACCGUACCUGAGGCGCAGGACACCACCGUCCUUGUCGUCGGCGCCACCAGCCGCAUCGGCCGGAUUGUUGUCCGGAAGCUCAUGCUCCGGGGCUACAAGGUGAAGGCUUUAGUAAGAAAAGCUGAUCCAGAAGUUAUAAAUAUGCUUCCAAGGUCUGUAUCAAUUAUAGUUGGUGAUGUGGGCGAACCUUCAACAUUGCAAGCUGCUGUCCAAGGUUGUAACAAAAUAAUCUACUGUGCAACUGCACGGUCUACUAUUACUGGGGACUUAAACAGAGUUGACUACCAAGGAGUUUGCAAUGUCACAAAAGCUUUUCAGGAUUAUAGCAAUCAACUAGCGCAGAUGAGAGCUGGUAAGAGUAACAAAAGCAAACUCUUGCUUGCUAAGUUUAAAUCUGCCGACUCAUUAGAGGGUUGGGAAGUUCGGAAAGGAGCCUACUUUCAGGAUGUAGUUGCAGCCAAAUAUGAUGGAGGAAUGGAUGCAAAGUUUGAAUUCACAGAGACCGGCAAUGCUAUCUUCUCCGGAUAUGUUUUUACUCGAGGAGGUUAUGUCGAACUUUCGAAAAAAAUUUCCCUUCCAUUGGGCUCCACCCUUGAUAGGUAUGAUGGUUUGGUAUUAUCUGUCGGAGGCAAUGGAAGGUCAUAUAUAAUGAUACUUGAGACUGGUCCACUGGCUGAUACUUCUCAAAGCAAAUUAUAUUUUGCUCGAAUAAACACAAAAGUGGGCUUCUGUAGGGUAAGAGUUCCAUUUUCAUCUUUUCGUCCUGUGAAACCAGAUGAUCCUCUGUUAGACCCCUUCCUUGUGCAUACAUUGACAAUUCGUUUUGAACCAAGAAGACAGAGAUCUGUUGAAGCACCUGUUAAUAAACAGCAAGAUCCCCGAAGCUUCAAACUGAUCAUGGAGUACAUAAAAGCCUUACCUACUGGCACGGAAACUGACUUUAUAUUGGUUUCAUGCACUGGAUCUGGAAUUGAAUCAAACAGAAGGGAUCAGGUCCUUAAAGCCAAAAAGGCCGGUGAGGAUGCGCUAAGAAGAUCAGGCCUUGGAUACACAAUCAUUCGCCCUGGUCCUCUGAAGGAAGAACCCGGUGGGCAGCGGGCACUGAUAUUCGAUCAAGGGAAUAGGAUCUCUCAGGCCAUCAGCUGUGCUGAUGUAGCAGAUAUAUGUGUUAAGGCGCUACAUGAUUCAACAGCAAGAAACAAGAGUUUUGAUGUGUGCUAUGAGUUUGUAGCUGAGCAUGGAAAUGAGCUUUAUGAGUUGGUGGCACACUUGCCUGACAAAGCUAAUAACUAUCUAACUCCAGCCUUGUCUGUUCUAGAGAAAAAUACUUGAUGUCGCACUGUGGAUAGAGGUGAUCAAAACCUCCCAAAGAAGACUCCGGCUUAUUUCAUCCGCUUCAUAUAUUUCACGAAGCCUUCGCUGCUCCCGCUUCAUUCUCCCAUCCGUCGUUCGGGAGGGAACUGGAUGGCGCAACUCCAAACCCUACGAUCCUGUUUCCGCGCUUUCGCCUUCAAUUCGGGUGAGCUAUGGCCGGAAAGCACUGCCGGAGGUUGGGCGACGGCGAUCGUCACGCUUCUGCUCAUCUCCUGGCAGCUCCUCCGACUCCUAUCUUCCCGGAGGAUCCCGAGGGCCUCCACCGCUCGGGCUUCGUUGGAAGACUCGACGUUGACGGAGAGUUCGGAAGGAGGUUCUCCGUCGGG